Pristis pectinata (smalltooth sawfish) is the source of this 4338-nucleotide messenger RNA. RefSeq names its product endoplasmic reticulum to nucleus signaling 2 (gene ern2). Bases 128 to 3049 code for a protein of 973 amino acids. Gene Ontology annotation, molecular function: ATP binding; protein serine/threonine kinase activity; RNA endonuclease activity. NCBI's taxonomy places the organism in Eukaryota, Metazoa, Chordata, Chondrichthyes, Rhinopristiformes, Pristidae. The transcript is spliced from 22 exons. Gene Ontology annotation, biological process: intrinsic apoptotic signaling pathway in response to endoplasmic reticulum stress; IRE1-mediated unfolded protein response; mRNA processing. The record is from RefSeq and is a predicted model, not a curated record. Gene Ontology annotation, cellular component: IRE1-TRAF2-ASK1 complex.
UGCUCCGGACCGCCAGCGGGCGCGCGCUAUGGCUGUCCAGUGAUGGUUGGAGCGCGAGACAUGGGACGGGCCCCGGGAUCCAAGGUAGCGCUUCGCCUUUAACUAAGCCAAGCCUGCGGCGCAAGCUAUGGCGGGGCCCCGGUGGCCCGAAGCCCUCCUCCUCAUGGUCCUACUGCUGCAGGGUGAGAGACGGUGUGCUGCCAGUACAGUGACUCUCCCAGAAACCUUGCUGUUUAUAUCCACACUUGAUGGGAACCUGCAUGCUGUCAGUAAACGGACUGGGGAGAUCAAAUGGACCUUAAAAGAAGAUCCAAUCAUUCAGGUUCCAGUCUACCUGGCUGAGCCAGCAUUUCUUCCAGAUCCAAAUGACGGAAGUCUCUAUGUCAUGGGAGGAACAGCUAAGGAGGGGCUAAUGAAACUCCCUUUCACCAUCCCUGAGCUGGUUCAUUCCUCUCCUUGUCGGAGCUCUGAUGGAAUACUGUACACAGGCAAGAAACAGGACCUAUGGUUUGUAGUGGAUCCUGAAACUGGAGAAAAGCAGACCACGCUGACCACAGAUAUGUCAGGGAACAUUUGUCCAUCCGCUCCCCUCCUGUACAUUGGGCGAACAGAGUAUAUGAUCACCAUGUACGAUACCAAGACGCGUGAAAUUUACUGGAAUGCUACGUACUAUGAAUAUUCUGCUCCUUUAUGCAAUGAAAACAUGGACUAUAAGAUGGCUCAUUUUGCAUCAAACGGUGAUGGUUUGGUGGUGACUGUAGACAGGGCAUCAGGUGAUGUCCUUUGGAUGCAGAAUUAUGGGUCUCCUGUAGUAGGGAUGUUCAUUUGGCAACAAGACAGCCUUCACCAGAUACCUCACCUGAAUGUUGCCAUGGAAACACUGCGGUACCUCACGUUUAACUCUCAAGAUAUCCGAAUGAUAAAGUGGAAGUACCAGUUCGCGAAAGAGCCAUCCACUACAAAGACUCAAUUGGUUCCCACACUUUAUGUCGGGAAGCAUGCAUCUGCCUUCUAUGCCUCAACAUCACUUGUCCAUGAAGGAGUUGCUGUAGUGCCUCGUGGAAUCCCUAUUGUACGUGUCAAUGGUCCCACAACUGAUGAUGUCACUGUGCGGGAGCAAGGCGCUUGCGAAAGAACUCCAAGCACUCAAGUUAAAUAUCCCCAGGGGAGUAUCCUUGCAUCUGGUAACGUUGAGAAUCAAUGGCUGUUCAUAGGUCAUCAUGAACUGCCACCAGUUGCACACACCACAAUCCUGAGGACAUUUCCAGAUCCCAUGAAGAAGAAUAACGAGGCUGUCAUCACAACAAAGACCAACACCAGAACUAUUGAUGAAUUUAUGAUGCAGAAUGACGAGAUGCAAUCAAAAACUUUUGAUGAAAGUUAUCGGAUGGACAGUGAAGUGAAGCAAGAGGCUACAACAGAGACUGUGCCUGAAUUUGGAAAUCAGGAUGUUCUGACUGCAGUCAUACUUGGUAUACUAGUAGGAUGCUGGGUGGUGUUUCUAAUCAUGUAUCCAAAGAAGAUGCGUUGGCAGCAGAAAUUACAACAAGAACAGCUGGAACAACACCUGGCGGAGAAGUUCCAGCUGCUUCAGCAGCAGCCCUCAUGCUCUGCUGACCAGAUCAAAUUGGAUUCUCCAGAAUUCUCCGAAGAGGUAUCUCAAACCUCCCCAAAAGAAGCCCGGGGACCCAACUCCCAAGGUCAUGACAGCAGUAUUCAGUCCUCAGAGCAACCUCCUGGUUACAGUUUACACAACGGUAUUGUCUGUUAUGAUGAAAUGGUGGCUGAUGCUGGAACCAACCUGGUUACAAUAGGAAAGAUUUCCUUCAAUCCAAAAGAUGUACUAGGUCAUGGAGCCGAGGGAACAUUUGUAUUUCGGGGCACCUUUGAUGACCGUAAUAUUGCCGUGAAAAGGAUUCUCCCUGAGUGUUUCAAUUUUGCCGACCGUGAAGUUCAGCUCCUUCGGGAAUCUGAUGAGCAUCCCAAUGUCAUUCGCUAUUUCUGUACUGAAAGGGAUAAGCAGUUUUAUUAUAUUGCCAUCGAGCUGUGUGCAGCUACCCUGCAAGAGUAUGUGGAAGAUUCCAAAUUUGACCAUGUUAAUCUGGAUCCAGUAACGGCACUCUUUCAGACCAUGUCUGGCCUAGCUCAUCUGCAUUCCCUUAAUAUUGUCCAUCGUGAUUUGAAACCACGUAACAUCCUCAUCUCCCUGCCAAACUCUCAUGGAAACGUAAGGGCAGUGCUCUCAGACUUUGGCCUGUGUAAGAAACUAUCUGUUGGGCAUCACAGUUUCAGCCUGCGCUCUGGUAUACCUGGAACAGAGGGCUGGAUUGCACCAGAGGUUUUACAAGAGGAUCCCAAGGACAAGCCUACAUAUGCAGUCGACAUUUUCUCAGCAGGCUGUGUCUUUUACUACGUUGUUUCCGUGGGAAAGCAUCCAUUUGGUGAAUCGUUCAGGCGGCAGAGUAAUAUCUCAUUAGGGCGGUACACGUUAGAGCAUUUUGAACAAGAGACACAUGAGAAUGUUGUGGGUAAACACCUAAUUGAACAAAUGAUCAGUGACAAUCCACAGCAACGUCCCUCCACUCAGUGUGUCCUGAAACAUCCCUUCUUCUGGACUAAGGAAAAGCAGCUUCAAUUCUUUCAGGAUGUGAGUGAUCGGAUAGAAAAGGAACCAUUGGAAGGGCCAAUAGUUGGUAGAUUGGAGUCCGGCGGAAGAAUAGUGGUGAGAACAAACUGGAGGAUGCACAUCACCAUUCCCUUACAAACAGACUUGAGAAAGUUUCGGACGUAUAAAGGAAGCUCUGUGCGUGAUCUUCUCCGAGCCAUGAGAAAUAAGAAACAUCACUACCACGAACUACCACUGGAGGUACAAGAGACACUGGGAGAAAUACCAGACCAGUUUGUGCAGUACUUCACAUCUAGAUUCCCAAAGCUGCUGCUGCAUACAUACGAAGCAAUGCAGGUAUGCAGCCAUGAGAGGCUCUUUCACUUGUAUUAUCAUCAGGAAGCUGGAGACCUGAACAUCAACUGUGCCAAACCAGAAAGGUAGGAAGCAAGCUUCACGCAGCACAAGCAUGCUUGUGGUAAUCUAUGGAACCGAAGGAAGUGCUCUUCAGGCUGAAGUGCUUCACAUACAAUAGAGUAAGAUGACAUUUUUGGAGAACAAAGAAACCUGUCUGAUGACCUCUUCACCAUCAUAGACUGUCCAUAAAUGGAUCAUCUCAUCCUAACUCUACAUGGAAGACAAUUUAUUGGUAAGAUUGGGCAGGAUAAAAAUUAUGAAUGUGAUCAUAAGGUUGUCAAGUGAACUGUCCAGCGAGGAGGUGGAACUGAAUGACAAGGAAGAAAGAACUGAUCUAUAACACUACUCCAUCUUCUAGUCAUGACCCCAAAGCUGGAGAGAACAGUUUCUCUCCUUUGCAGAAAAGCCAACUGUGUGCAGGAGCCUGGAGGGGAAACUGGACAGGUAAAAAAUGGAACAUGUUCCACUCUAUAAAUGAAGUUUGUGCCAUUACAGACACCACUGACUGAUGCAGCACAUGAUAGUUGUAACACUGGCUACCAAUGUUUACAGUAUAGUAUUAGUGUAAAAUUACCUCAUACAAGUGACUGGAGGGGUUUUUUUUUUACAGAAUUAUUUUAGAUUAAACACAACUUGCUUUUAAAAAUUGAUUUAUUAUUAUAUCUAAAUCAGUCUUUUCUCACAGGGUUAAUGCAUGACUAGUCACUGAUGUCCUUAUGCAGUACUAUCAUUUCCCUUCUCUUGUGAGGCUCUUAAUAACUCUGAAAAAGUCAGUGGAUAGCAAGCAGGAGCAGAAAUCACAGGGCUGAGCCCCAUUGUUGGACCUGCUGCUCGCUUCCUUCAGAUCAAGAGAAAGAAACAUUUGGAUUGUAAUUGAGCAACUCCAGCCUAGUUUUCUGGAAGCUACAUGCGUGGCUCACCACUGAAUCAUGUUAUGGAUUUGAAAUGAAUGCUGCACAAUAAGCAUUUCUGUGCCUGAUAUCAGAUACUUUGAAGGAGGCCUGAACUUGAUUAAACUACUGUUGGAAUAGGCAUUACGCAUUUGGUUUGUGAUAUGCUAAAUGGUAUUAGAGGUGUAAUCAAUAUUUUUAAAUACAAUUGAAAAAACUACCAAAGAUUUGGGAGCAGGUGAAAAUUGGUUGCUGUAAAAGAAUGUUUUUAAGGAAUAGUUAAAGGUUGAGGUUUAUAAAAUACACAUUUCUGCUGUGCAGUAUUAGGCAAGGCUAUGAUUGUUUCCAAACUGAAUAAAAUGUUUUAUUCAAUUGAGUUUUUGACUGAUUUGAGGAGUUACAAUUUAAUUAACUUUGAAGGGACAU